AUUGUUGUUUUAUGCUUUAUUUUCCUUUCGUGUGAAAAUCUGAGACUAGAAUAGCAUCGGGCUUCUUCCGACAGUCCUCGUUCCUUUUACCCCGUAAAUCUGUCAUCAUCCAUACAUUUUUAUUAUGAAAAGCGGUCUCUUUUUGUCAAACCGUUCACCCGCUUCAGGAUUCGAAUUUAUAGAGGGGUUGCCUAUAUGUGGCCCAGCGUCGUUUGGGUUUGGCCGGGGUAGGCUGACUUGCUAAAUUAAGGUUAAAUAAAAACAUACAAAAAACACCACAGUAGUUAAAUCUUGUUUAUCUCAAAUAAGAGAAAUGGCUUAAUCUAUACAUUUAAUAUAAAGUUCACAUCUAUAAACCUAAUGUUAGAUAAGUUGUUUUGAUUGUAAAUCAAUUGAAGACACAGAAUUGGAGGAAGACAUGAGAAUGACAAAUAUACAAUAAUUGUUUGAAAUCAGUGCACAAGGCACACAAACAGGACAAUGAAAUAUUUUAUACAAUGGAGCUUUCAAAAAUGCACAUUAAUUGAUCAAAAUGUAAUUAGAGAAUUCAGCAAAGGGCUUUUUUGCUCAGAGUGAAUUAAGAGGAAGGGGGGCAUACUGUUGAGUAAUACAUCAAUGAAAAAUUAUGCUGUAUAUACAGUUAAAUAAACACCACAGAGGGACAAACGAUUGAACACAAAUAAUUACAAUUAUAUUUAAUUUACUGAAAAUGGAGAGCAACUGGAGUAGAGCAGGGGAUGGGGGUGACUGAGGGACAACCGAGCAUAGAUGUGGAGGUCAUGAACAGAGGCCUAGCUGGGCACAGGUGUGGAGAUCACAGCUUUUGUGGAGUGAUAGAUAACGAUGCUUUGUGGGUGACAAGUUGUCGAUCUGUUCAGAGGGUCCCUGACUCAAGCCCAGGUUGGGGCAAGGAGAGGGAUGGAAGCAAUACUGCUACAGAGUCAGUAGAAAUAGUCUCUUACGGUGCAGGUGAACAGCAGGUUCUGCAGGUGGAUAGCCAGGCUUUUCCACUGUCUCAUGGCCUGGUGGUGGAUGCUCCGUUAUAGUCUGCCAGACGGAAGUGGCGAGAACAGGCUAUGGCUGAAGUCCUUGGUGAUCUUCCAGGGGACAGUGCAGCUGACUUUACAUGUGGUGAUGCAGCCAGACCGGCUCCCAUCUGGUGACUUUUUGAAGAUGGGCCACCAUGUCUGCUAUGGAAAUAGGAGGGAGGAUGAGUAUAAGAUGUACAUUUUAAAACAACGUCCAACAUGAGAGCUGACAUAAUGGAAAAGAUAGUUUCGUUGUCUGAUGGAGAGCACAUCCCUGAGCUGCAGCAGUACCUCUCAUCCCUGACUGAUGACCAGCUGACCACUGUGGUCACAAACAGUGCAUUGAAGGGGAAGGACAUUGGAGCCAUGGUCAAAUCCAUAUUCAAAGGCUCUCCGCCCAGUGCCCCAGAGGGAGCGAGUCGCAGGCUGCUCCUGUACCAGCACUGCAUCCCCCUGUGUGAGUCUGGAGAUCUCCAGACAGAGGUGGCAUCAGACAUCAUUGGACUGCUGAUGCUAGAGACCCACAACCUGCCCGGCCCCUCCCUGGCACAGCUGGCGUCUCUCUUCGUUGAUGCCAUUAAGUUGGGUAAGAUGGGCAGUGGCAAAUCCCUGGAACUCUUCCCCACAGUCCUCACUGCCCUGGCUGCCACUGAGGCUCUAUCCUAUGGCAAAGGUGAGCUCAGUGGGGAAGAGUACAAGAAGCAGCUCAUCAACAGCCUCUGUUCCAGCAGAUGGGACCCACAGUGUGUGAUCCACUUGACCACUAUGUUCAGGGAUGUGCCCUUGGCACCAGAGGAGCUGCAGUUCCUGGUCGAGAAGGUCCUGAGGAUGUUCCUCAAACUAGACCUGCAGGAGAUCCCACCUUUGGUCUACCAGCUGCUACUGCUGGCUGCUAAGGGCUGUAAGAAACAGGUCCUGGAAGGAAUCAUCAGCUACUUUAAAGAGCAGGAUCUUCGCCAGAAAGAGGAACAGAAAGAUGGAGAGAGUAUGGAAGUGGAGGUUCAGUCCAUUCCUCAGGACCAGCUGAGGCAUGUGGAGGGCACAGCCAUCCUGCACAUAGUUUUUGCAGUGCGGCUUGACCAGGAGCUAGGGAGGGAGUUCCUGAAAAGUGUUAAGGGGUCCCAGGGGGAGCUCUGUCCGUUCAGCAUUGCUCUGCUGCUCUCGGUGGCCAGGAUUCAACGCUACGAGGAGCAGUUGUUUGAUUUCUUGAAGGGGGCGAUCACUAAGGGCUUCAAGGAUGAGCAUCUGCAGCAGGGCUCCAAGUUCCUGCAGGACCUGCUGCCUCAGCGCUGCAGCCUUGCUCAGAUGAUCCUGGACACUGUCAAGAACAGGGGGAUGCUAGUGUGGUACCUAAGGACACCAUCGCUGACCUUUGACCCCUGCAGUGUGUUUGGCUGGGACCAUGUGACCCAGGGGCUGGUCCAACUGGGCUUCAUCCUUAUGGACGCCUUUGGCCCCAAGGCAGGACCGUUCGGGAAGACUGCAACCGAAGGGGUCAACGCCACAGCCAAAACACCCACACAGCAGGCCUGUCGGCUGGGGGGACACAUCCUCUUGGAGGGCUUCAAGAUGCAUGAGCCAAUCAGGGGUGAGAUUCUGGAGCAAGUCCUGAACCGAUUGGUCACCAAAACGGCCUCCCCUGUCACUCAUUUCAUAGAUCUUCUCUCGGACAUUGUGGUCUCGGCUCCCAUGAUCCUUCUGGAGUCAUCAUCCAAGGUGACAGAGACGUUUGAUCACCUGUCCUACCUGCCACUGGCCACUGUGCAGGGGCUACUCAAGGCUGUCCAGCCUCUGCUGAAGGUCAGUAUGUCCAUGAAGGAUGCUCUAAUUCUCGUUCUGAGGAAGGCCAUGUUCUCCAGCCAGUUGGAUGGUAGGAAGUCUGCAGUGACGGGCUUCCUGCUGUUGCUGAAGAACUUCCGGGUCCUGGGUAGCAUGGCUUCCAGCCAAGCCAGCCAGGCCAUCUCCUCCAGCCAGGUCCAGGUGGAUGUUCACUCCCGCUACAACUCUGCUGCCAACGAGGCCUUCUGCCUGGAGAUCCUCAGCAGCCUGCGCCGAUGUCUGGGCCAGCAGGCCGAUGUACGACUCAUGCUCUACGAGGGUUUCCAUGAUGUCCUCCGCCGCAACUCUCAACUAGCAAGCUCCAUCAUGCAGACCCUGCUCUCGCAGGUGAGGCGGUACUAUGAACCAGAGCAGGACCUUCUGCCCCCAGUGAAGCUGGAGUUAUGCAUCGGUGCGCAAGGAGACCAAGUCUUCCUCCAGGAGCCUCUGGCCCAUCUGUUGAGUUGCACAGUCCACUGCCUGCUGUGGUACCAGGGCAUGCGCCGUUCAGCCCGGCCCAACGCAGGUGGGAGUGACGAUGAUGAUGAUGAAGAGGAAGGGGGAUUUCAGGAUGAGCUGCAGAGCAUCCUGGAGAGCAUCACGCGUCGGAUGAUCAAGUGUGAAUUGGAGGACUUUGAGCUGGAUAAGUCGGCUGAAUUCUCCCUGUCCAGUGUGGGGGUGAAGAACAGCAUCUAUGCCGUGCUGGUAAUGGGAGUGUACGAGGUGCUCAUCGAAUACAACUUCACCAAGGCCAACUACAGUAAGAGUCUUUUCGAGGAACUCCUGGAGCUGUUUAGUCGCUAUAACAAGCUGUCUGAGAUCCUGAAGGAGAAGUCUGGAAAGGGCAAGAGCAGCAAGAGCCCUCGAAGUCUGCUGUCCAUGGGCUUUGUGUCAACACUGCUCACUGCACUCUUCAGAGACAGCGCUCAGAGCAGAGAGGAGGCUCUGUUGGUGCUGCGAUCUAGUGGGGACUUCCUGCGUUACGCUGUGAGCGUGGCUCUGCAAAAGAUUACACAGUUGGAGGAAACUGGACACACUGACGGCCCAGACGGACAGAACACAGACAAGACCUUCCACCACCUCUGUGACAUCACUAGUGUCUUGAUGUGGCGGUACACCAACAUCCCGUGUGCAGUGGAGGAUGCUGGGAAGAAGGAGAAGCGUUGCAGUGUGUCCCUGCUGUGUCUGGAGGGCUUACUGAGGAUCUUCAGCACCGGGCAGCAGCGCUACCCAGCCAGGGUGGCCCAGCUCCUUUCUGCCAUCGAUCUCUCUGUGGAGGAAGGGAGUGAUCACGAGCCAGGGAAUGCCAGCGUCACAGAGAAGACUGCUUUCUACAUUCGCCAGUUCCAGAGGGCACUGUUUACCCAGCUGAAUGGAGGGGAGGAGGACUUCAACAGCAAGGAGGCUCAGCUCCUGGUAAACAUCCUGAGUGUGCUCUCACGCCAGCUAGAACCCUCCUCCCAGCAGUUUGUUCAAAUGAUCACAUGGACAGUGAAAAUCUGCAAGGAGACCAGCUUUGAGGACAUAGCGUUCAGUAAAGGCCUGCUCUCCCUGCUCUUCAGUCUGCACGUGCUCUACAAGAGUCCCGUCAGUCUGUUGUGGGAGCUUUGUCAAGAUAUACACAGUCAGCUGGGAGACAUCGACCAGGAUUUGGAAGUGGAGAAGCAGUCUCACUUUGCCAUCGUCAACAUGAAGACCGCCUCGCCGACAACACUCCUGGUGCUGUCUCAGGUGGGGAAAGUAUUGGAUGAGGUGGACUGGCUGAUCACCAAGAAGAAAGGCCAGUUGGUCCCUGACAGGCUCAGCUCUGGUGAUGCCACCCAGGCUGCGGGCCAGCAGGACCCAGUGGAGAAGGCGCUGACGCUGCAGCUGGGGACUCUCCUGACGGCCCUGAACGAGCUGGUCCAGACCGCCCUGCCAUCUGGAGUCUGCACCAACACACUGCUGGGAGAGCUGAGCCGUACAUACACCAUCCUCACCACUCUGGUCAAAUAUUAUAUCCAACUGUGCUCAGGCCAACAGGGCCUGCUCCCAGCACGUGUGGAGAAGCUGGUCAAACUGUCCGGCUCUCACCUGACUCCACAGUGCUACUCCUUCAUCACCUACGUGCAGAGUGGUGAGCUGGCCGGUGGAGGUGCAGAUGAUAAAAAGAAGAAGAAAAAGGAGGGGGAGGCCACUGCUACAGCAUCAGCCAAACUCCUACGUGAGACCAAGGCCAUUCCCAACCUGAUCUACAGUAUAGAACAGUAUGAGAAGUACCUCAUCACCCUCUCCAAGAAAUCAAAGGUGAACCUGAUGCAGUACAUGAAACUGAGCACGUCCAGAGAUUUCCGCAUCAACGCAGCCACUCUGGAGGCAGCGCUGCAGGAGCACGACAACAGUCAGCAAACCAUAGCCUCCCAGGAGCCAGAGCAGAGCCAGGAGCCCAAGAAGAAGAGGAAGAAGCAGUAAUGGAAAUCAAUAAUACCCUGGCCCUUCUAAACCUCUCAGUACACUCCUCUCUUAACCAGUCUGGAGUUGCCCCCAUUCAUCCGGAUGCGUUCUGAUGAUCUGCUGAGUUGGGUCGUACUCAUUAGGCCACACCGUAGCAAAAUGUUUUGCAUCAGAAAACAAAAAUGUGUGUUUCUUAUUGGACAAGUUCAGAUAGCCCCGCUUCGGACCGUUUUCUUCUAUUUAGUGCCUUAUUAUCAUGAACCUGCAUAGAACCAGUAGUUCCUAUUGAUGUCAUUGGUUUGAUGACUCAGUGCCUGGGUUGGGGCAGCUCUGGAGGACCUGUGUAUCUAUCCCAUGAAGCCUCUGGCUACACUAGCUACAUCAUAGAGGACUGCUCGGUUCACCCUGUUAUUUCCCUUUUCCCAGAGAGCCUUUAGUGAUGUCUGAUUUGGUGAAGAGUCAAUGUGUUGUUAUUCUAGGUAUACAUACUGUACAGAGAAAGAUCAAAAACGAUGUUUUGCAUUAUGAUCAUUUGUUAAAAGCUUUUACUAAGAAGAUUGAGAGCAUGUAAGAGCAUUUCUGCUGUUAUUAUUAAUUUACAGUAAAAAUGCCAUUAUGUAAACAUGUUUGUUACUUUACAAUCUGAAGAAUUAUACAUUAAAUGUAAUUGUGUGAAAUAGAUUUUUUUGUAGCCCAUUUGUGUGUUCACUGCCAGUCAACACUACUUCCUUCUGGUAUCAGUAUUUUUUUUCUAGUGUUUUGAACAGCCAAAGCUGCUGUAUACUGUUUGAGGUAACAUGGUUUGUAAAAGCAACAAACGUCUUUAUAUAAUGAAUUAAAAGAAACAUAACUUGUAGGUC
This is a messenger RNA of Oncorhynchus tshawytscha (Chinook salmon), 6139 nucleotides long. RefSeq names its product FA complementation group I (gene fanci). Gene Ontology annotation, molecular function: DNA polymerase binding. Bases 1248 to 5297 code for a protein of 1349 amino acids. The record is from RefSeq and is a predicted model, not a curated record. Lineage: Eukaryota; Metazoa; Chordata; Actinopteri; Salmoniformes; Salmonidae. The transcript is spliced from 38 exons. Gene Ontology annotation, biological process: DNA repair.